AUGGCAGAGACCGACCCCACCACUCAAGACAUUGACGUCGAUGCCUUCGAUAUCAGCGAAUCCUUGGUCCCCGUAAGAGACCGCAAAGCCGCCGGUCACAGCACAGUCUCCUUCGGCGGUCUCCUCAAAGAGCCCCUCCUCCUGAAGGAGGACCUAAAAGAAGGAUGCGGGGGGCAGCUCUGGCCGGCGGGCAUGGUCCUCGCCAAAUAUCUCCUGCGACAACGCCGCGCUGACCUGGUGAACAAGCAAAUGUCGGUUUCUGUCGCUUCGCGCGUCCUCUUCCCCCUCCCCCGUUGUCGCUGUUCAGUAGAGCUAGGCGCCGGUGGUGGCCUGGUGGGACUGGCCGUGGCGCUCGGCCAGAGGGACGAUGCGUCCCACCCUGCGACUGACGAAUCUAAAGAGGCGGUCCGUUGCCCGAUACACAUCACCGACCAAGUCCCGAUGCUGUCGUUAAUGGAGACGAAUAUCGAACUGAACGGCCUCGCCUCCUCGCCCCUGCCCUCCGACAUCCCAACGCACCCAUCUAUAAUCCUGGCCGCCGACUGCGUCUACUUCGAACCGGCCUUUCCGCUGCUGAUUGAGACGCUCAAGCACCUCAUGGGCCCCGACUCCGUGUGUUAUUUCUGCUUCAAGAAGCGUAGACGAGCUGAUAUCCGCUUCAUGAAAAUGGCAAAGAAAGCCUUCGAUAUCCAAGAGAUCCGCGAUGACCCCGACGCAGAGACGUACAGUCGAGAGAAUAUCUUCCUCUAUACGUUCCGUUUGAAACAGCGCAAAGGAACGGAGGGGAGCGAGAGCAUGCCUGAUAUGAACAUAGACAAUGAGACGCUAGACUAG
Messenger RNA from Aspergillus terreus NIH2624, 834 nucleotides. RefSeq lists its product as uncharacterized. Lineage: Eukaryota; Fungi; Ascomycota; Eurotiomycetes; Eurotiales; Aspergillaceae. The transcript has 3 exons. The record is from RefSeq and is a predicted model, not a curated record. Bases 1 to 834 code for a protein of 277 amino acids.